Messenger RNA from Sphaeroforma arctica JP610, 453 nucleotides. RefSeq lists its product as hypothetical. The transcript is spliced from 3 exons. Lineage: Eukaryota; Ichthyosporea; Ichthyophonida. The coding region runs from base 1 to 453 and encodes 150 amino acids. The record is from RefSeq and is a predicted model, not a curated record.
AUGGCCGUAUACGUGUUAAGCCAGGAUGUUUCAGAUGAAGCCAAGAGACCAACUCCAGAUGAUAGACGCGAUAUUACAAGUAUAAGAACGAUAGUGGCAUCGGGUACAACGAAUCUGCCCGAGAAGAAUGUUAAGAAGAAUGUUAAGAAUGUUCAAGUACAGUGUGCACAAUACACAUCACCCGUAACACCCGAGGCGAUAUCAAUCAAAUCACAGAGCUAUAUCAAACUGCUAGAAAACGACAAUGCGCUGUGCAACACAGUAACAGGCGAACCGUCAAUGGCGUGUGUGAAGAAGCUGUAUGAUCUACUCAAUGCGGUGGCAUCUUUCGACGUGAUGCGCCAAUACUCACCUCGCGUGCGUACAUUAUUGGUUGAAGUAAAUUUCCCUGAGGAGAGUGAGGAAGGGGAAAGUGGGAAGAUAAUAGAAUCGGUCAUGAAAGAAUACGCAUAG